This is a messenger RNA of Paramormyrops kingsleyae, 1649 nucleotides long. It is a transcript of the gene tmem45a, whose product is annotated as transmembrane protein 45a. Lineage: Eukaryota; Metazoa; Chordata; Actinopteri; Osteoglossiformes; Mormyridae. The record is from RefSeq and is a predicted model, not a curated record.
AUUAAACCUUGUGUUGCAUUCCAGACUUGAAACUCGUAAAAAGUGAAAUGAUUUUUAACAAUGUAACACAUCUGAAAACUAAUGGAAUAGCGGACACAAAGAAUCAAAGUUGGUGAGCGCGCGUCCAAAGAGGCGGAGUGAAAGUGCAGACGUGGAAUAUCGCUGGCAGGCGACAGGGAGCCGAUCGCUGUGUAUGGGUGGUGUCUUCGGGCGAGCCGUAAGCCAAGUUAGACCUUUGAGAAAGGUUUCCUCAAAGACCAAAAAAAGCAUCGUUUUUUGGUAAUUUGUCUGUGAAACUCCUCCGCCGCCUGGAAGAUAAGAUCAUCGUUCGGGUUUAUUUUGUAUAAACGGUUUUUAAAACGUUUCUGAAAUUUAUUGUUUAGUAUUAGUUCCUUUAAACAUUGUUUACUAGUUUAUGGCAAUCUGAACGUUACUUGUGACGUUUAUUUUAACGGGGAAGUAAAACGGAGAAGUCCACAUGCCCAGGUUCGAUGCGUUGACUUGAACGCAGAAGAACUUCAGUCUCUGGACCACUGGCGAGGUACACUGAGGCACCAUGGGUAAUUUUAAGGGCCAUGCUCUACCAGGGAGCUUCUUCCUGAUCACGGGGCUGUGGUGGGCAGGGAAGUUCUCCCUGUGUUAUGCCCUCCGCAGGAGCAGGAGCAUGGGACGCCUGGCCAGCAAGGUCGUGCAGCGCCGUGUCGAGGUCUGUGAGGCCUCUGUCAUUCUGGCCUUCUCUGUGAUCGGCAUGUUGGCGGAGCAGUUUGUGUCCGAUGGGCCCCAGCUGCAUCUCUAUGACUACGCUGAGCACCACUGGGACCGCCUCAUGAACUGGCAGCACGCCACCAUGUACCUGUUCUUUGCCCUGGCGGGGGCCGGCUCGCUGGCUAUUCACUUGACGGAUGCCGCCCCCCUUGCGUUGGACCGGCUGCUGUUGGGCAUUGCAUUUUCCACAGAGGGCUUCCUCUUCUUCUACCAUCUCCACGGCCGCGCCAUGCUGGACGUCCAUGUCCACCAGUUGCUGCUGUACGCCAUCGUGGGCGGGGCCUUCACCUCCGUCUUGGAGGUGUUUCAUCGUGGGAACGUGGUGCUGGAGCUUCUCCGGGCUGCACUCUGCGUGCUUCAGGGCAGCUGGUUCUGGCAGAUCGGCUUCGUGCUCUACCCCCCCAGCGGCAGCGCCGAGUGGGACCUGAAGGACCCCAACAACAUGAUGUUCAUCACCAUGUGCUACUGCUGGCACUUGGCCUGCGCCCUGCUCAUCGCCGGCUUGGUGUACAGCAUCAUGUCCUGGCUGGUGCGUUCAAGGAUCAGGAAGAUGCCCACCAUGGAAAUGGGUCUGCUGAAGAGCAGAGAGAGGGAGCAGGAGUCUGAGGACGAGAUGUAGCGUCUGCGUUGGCGUAUGCAUCAGUGGCCAAACGUUACGCACGUUUCCACAGCCGCACACACAAGCACUGACCAUGAAACAUCCCACACACAUUUAAACCAAAACAGAAACAGUCACCCUGACAAACACCUCUGUCACGAUCAAGCAUUCCGUCUACAAAUUGGAAACCAAGGGAGAUGGACACAGUCACUUUCCUCAUUUCAAUACAGUGUGUUAUUAGUUGACAGACACGCCCCUCAGCUCAGGUCCUUGAAUUAGCCUCACA